UUCAUCAAUCUUUUCCCACUUGUGUAUCGUUUCGGAACAUAGACAUGCCAUAUUGAGACUUGAAAAUGGCUGGUGCCGAAAGUGAAUAUGUGCUGUAUCAACGGGGCCAAGAAGGUGAAUCAGAUGCAUGGGACGAUACUGUUUUAAUCAAAGCAUAUGACAAUGCAGUGUCUGCUGUUAAGGCUAAACUUGCUGAACAGCACCCAGAGCUAUCUGCUACACAAGCAAACAUCAAGCCUAAGAAGAAGAAGAAAAGCAAAGCUAAAACUAAAAAGAAACAUAAGCAUCAUGGUGGUGUGAGGUGGAAUGUGGGAGAUCUGUGUCAAGCUGUGUACUCGGUUGAUGGAGAAGUAUAUGAAGCUCGCAUUCUGUCUAUUGAUGAAGAUAAAAGAAGGUGUACACUACAGUAUGUAGAUUAUGGCAAUGAGGAGGAGCAGCUUUUGUCAAACCUGAUAGCACCAGAGAGUGGGGGUUCAUCACAAGAACAGAAGACAGAUACAGCUAGUGAGACUGAAAGCUUGAGUCGGGUUCCUACUGUUCAUGAAACAAAUUUUGGUAAGCAAAAAAUGAAAAAAUCAUUCAAUUAUCACACAGCUCAUAAUGUGCAACAUGCCCCUAAAUGGCCAUGGAAUGGCUAUUCACAAGCUCCAUCAUUUGGACCUAUGACAGCACCACCACCAGCUUUUCCCCCGUUCCAGCCCCCUCCAAAUUACCCAGGUUACCAAGCAUCAGGACCUUCUACAACCCCACACUUGUUCCCAUGUGUCCCACCACCACCUCCACUGUUCUCAGAACCAGGUCCACAUGAUGAGAAUGAGGCAUUAUACAGUAUGUUGAUAUCCUGGUACAUGAGUGGAUAUCACACAGGCUAUUACCAGGGUUUGAAGCAAUCAUCAGCCAAUUCUGCAGCAGCGGCAGGUCAUAGAUUCCACAGAUGAUAGUACAAAGUCCACCCCUUCUGAAUGUGAUUCUGUACAAGUUGUUGAUGCUUACUGGGGGAUGUUUCUUGCCUAGCAGCACCUCAAACUACAUGCAUUGUUCAAAACAUGUUUGCACUCACCAGAUAGCUUGGGUGUCCAUGCAUACAUUUUCAAAAUAUCUUUUUGAUCACAUUUAUUGUUUUAAUUUUAUGUAUUAAAGUUUUUUUCAUAGCCUUGCAACA
Messenger RNA from Physella acuta, 1162 nucleotides. RefSeq names its product survival motor neuron protein 1. The record is from RefSeq and is a predicted model, not a curated record. Gene Ontology annotation, biological process: mRNA processing. Gene Ontology annotation, molecular function: RNA binding. Lineage: Eukaryota; Metazoa; Mollusca; Gastropoda; Physidae. Gene Ontology annotation, cellular component: nucleus; cytoplasm.